CACACAGCCAUGCCCAUCAGCCAUGGACUGGCUACUGAAGGACAAGGCUGUGGAGGCUGCCCUGCUUCAGCCCAGAGCCAAUCCUGGCCCAUGGCAUUGGCACACACACCUGCACUGGUGGCUUUAUAAACGCAGCACUCCGGCUGGGACUUUCCCCUCAGGGCUGCUCUCACCAUGGCUCGCUGGCACAUCCUGGCCUUGGCCCUGUGCUCCUACCUCGGGCUAGCCUGGGCUGCCACUCUGGGUGUGGUGCACACCGAGGGAGGAUUUGUGGAAGGAGAGAGCAAGAAACUGGGACUCUUUGGGAGCUACGUUGACAUCUUCAGAGGGAUUCCCUUUGCUGCCCCUCCAAAGACUCUGGAAGACCCCCAGCCUCAUCCUGGCUGGGAUGGAACUCUGAAGGCAAAAGAAUUCAAAAAACGCUGCAUGCAGGUGAAGCUGACACAGACUGAUGUCCGUGGGAGUGAGGACUGUCUCUACCUGAACAUCUGGGUCCCUCAAGGGAGAAAACAGGUCUCUACCAAGCUGCCUGUGAUGGUUUAUAUCUACGGCGGUGCCUUCCUGCUCGGAGGCAGCCAGGGAGCCAAUUUCCUGGACAACUACCUGUACGAUGGGGAGGAGAUCGCCGUGCGGGGCAACGUCAUUGUGGUGACCAUCAACUACCGCGUGGGGCCGCUGGGCUUCCUGAGCACCGGGGACGAAAACCUGCCAGGUACCAGGGGAACUUACGGGCUGAAGGACCAGCACAUGGCCAUUGCCUGGGUGAAGAGGAACAUCAAGGCCUUUGGAGGUGACCCAGACAACAUCACCAUCUUUGGGGAAUCGGCCGGUGCCGCCAGUGUCUCCCUGCAGACGCUGUCCCCAAAGAACAAGGGCCUGUUCAAGAGAGCCAUCAGCCAGAGCGGUGUUGGGCUCUGCAGCUGGGCCAUCCAGAGGGAUCCGCUUCGUUGGGCCAAAAAGCUUGGAGAAAAGGUGGGCUGCUCCACAGACAACACCACUGUCUUGGCCAACUGCCUCCGUAUCUCUGACCCCAAAGCCUUGACCCUGGCCUACCACAUGCAGCUCACCCACCUGCCCAUGCCCCUGGUGCACACCCUUGCCCUCGCUCCAGUUGUGGAUGGGGAUUUCCUCCCAGACGUGCCAGAGAAGCUCUUUGCCAACGCUGCUGACAUCGAUUACCUGGCCGGGGUCAACAACAUGGACGGGCACAUCUUUGCCGGCGUGGAUGUACCCGCCAUCAACCGCCCGCUGGUGAAGGUCACUGCUGACCAGGUGUACAAUUUGGUCAAAGGCCUCACCGUGGACAGGGGCGAGGCUGGAGCCAACGCCACCUACAACAUCUACACACAGAGCUGGGGUGACAAACCCGAGCAGGAGGUCGUGAAGAAGACAGUGGUGGAUCUGGUCACUGACUACAUCUUCCUGAUUCCCACACAGGUGGCACUGGACCUGCACCUGCAGAAUGCCAAGAGUGGCAAGACCUACAGCUACGUGUUCUCUGAGCCGUCCCGCAUGCCCAUCUACCCCCGCUGGGUUGGGGCAGACCAUGCUGAUGACCUGCAGUACGUGUUUGGGAAGCCCUUUGCCACCCCUCUGGGCUACUGGCCUAAGCACAGGACUCUCUCAAAGAACAUGAUUGCUUACUGGACCAACUUUGCUAGAACUGGUGAUCCCAACAAUGGGCAUUCAGAUGUGCCCGUUUCCUGGCCAGCCUACACCAACAAAAGCAAGUACUACCUGGAUAUCAACCACAAGAUGACCAAGAACUCUGUGAAGCAGGACCUGAGGGCCCCUUUUGUGACCUUCUGGAACUCGGUCUAUCUGAAGCUGCCGCAGGUUGCUGACAUCUCCCAGUCGGAGUUAAUGUUCUGA
This is a messenger RNA of Camarhynchus parvulus, 1872 nucleotides long. RefSeq names its product carboxyl ester lipase (gene CEL). Gene Ontology annotation, molecular function: signaling receptor activity; sterol ester esterase activity; neurexin family protein binding. Gene Ontology annotation, biological process: neuron cell-cell adhesion; presynaptic membrane assembly; postsynaptic membrane assembly. Gene Ontology annotation, cellular component: synapse; cell surface; postsynaptic specialization membrane. The record is from RefSeq and is a predicted model, not a curated record. Lineage: Eukaryota; Metazoa; Chordata; Aves; Passeriformes; Thraupidae.